Molecule: messenger RNA, 923 nt
Organism: Neofelis nebulosa (Clouded leopard)
Lineage: Eukaryota; Metazoa; Chordata; Mammalia; Carnivora; Felidae
Exons: 4
Coding region: 159-923 (254 amino acids)
Source: RefSeq, a predicted model, not a curated record
UCUCAGAGCUGCAGGAGACCAGUGAGGAGGACACACACAAGGAAAGGUGCCUGGCCAGGGAUGGUGGAGCCAAAGCCACGCAAUGAGGAUAUCUUCAAGGAAAGGUGAUAAUCAGAGCCUGGAGGGGGAAACAGGCUGUCCAUGCAGCAGGAUGAGUGAUGUGGGAAGUCAGAGUCCAAGUGAAGUGUCCCUGUGAAGGGGGGCUGGCAAUGAAGAACAUUCUACAAAAUAAGUGGACUACAAUCUUCAGAAGUAUCAAUGUCAUGAAAAUCAAGGAAAAAAUGGAGGGGUCUCUUGGGUUUGUGGGGUUUUCCACCCUUUCAGCCACUGGCAGCCUGGGAUCUUGUCCUGCCACAAGCCAGUAUCAGACAACCAGCCACAAUUCUGAACAGGCAGGAAGAUAUCCAAAAACUCUCCAAGGAGUGCACAGACCUGUGGAGAAAGAAGGUGAUAUUUGUCUGAUGGAGCCUCAUCUCAGGGACAGUCUCUCCAUUUGGAUGCUAAUCAAGAAAAACAGGGAACAGAUGUUCAGUCUGGAGUCAGAAGUCCCAGCACAUCAACUCAGGAGCUGUGUGAUCUUGGGCAAGUCAUUUAACCUUAAGACCAACUCUGAAGGAAAAAUCCUGUCAUAUCUGCAUGUGCCAGCAGAGGGCGGGACAUCCCUGCAGGUGGGAACAAAGUUGGCUCACCAGCUAGGGGUCUUCCCUUGGUCCAUCUCCAUUACUGGGCCAGUUCUGCAGACUUCCCCUUAUGCACCCACACCCCCUGAUGAGGUGCCCCCACCUGAGGAGGUUGCACAGAGUCCUGGGCCUGAACAUCUGGCCGGGGCUGUUCUAGGGGCCAUAGACUUGGAAGAUCUGUCCUGGAGAUCCACCUGCAGGCUACAGGUCACCUCUGGAAAAGGUGCUCCAGAGAAAAUUUAG